Meleagris gallopavo (turkey) is the source of this 533-nucleotide messenger RNA. Lineage: Eukaryota; Metazoa; Chordata; Aves; Galliformes; Phasianidae. The record is from RefSeq and is a predicted model, not a curated record.
CCCCUGGGCGUUGGGCUCCUCCUGAGGGAUCUAAAAGCCCUGGAGGGAGGGGAUGAUGGGGAGGGGAGCUGUCACAUCCCUCCCUGGGCCGCCUGGCGUAGGGCUGCCCUCUUUCGGGGGGCAGUGCCUGCUGCCGUGGGGGAAGAACUUUCUGUACGUUGAGCCAUGUAAGAGAGUUAAAGAGAUCCUUGAAGAAGAGCUCUGUUUUUGGAAAGAAGAAUGCCACAUUAGGCAUCCAGCUGCAGCGGCUCUGAAAGGAAUUUGGAGUGUGAAAAAGAAUUUCUCCAUCGGAGGCCUGCAACCAGCAUCGCAGAGCAGAAAUGGCUUACUUUUACAACCUCAGUUCUACUCAAGGCAUGUAGGAAUGAAAAUUUUCUCUGUUGCAGAGUGAUUCUAAGUUCCAGCAGAAAAUCAUAACGUAGUUGAAGAGAUGCCUUAACUUUUCUUAACAUGCAUUAAGCUGAGCAAUUCCUGGGCCAAGAGUUUGUGAUUCAGUAAUCGAGCUCAACUUAAUAAAAGUUUAACAUAAAUAA